CAUUGGUCGAAACCCGACUGUCAAGUAAAUAGUGUUUGACGUAACAGUUAGUCAACAACAUCGAAACGUCGAUUAUCGAGUGUCACACAAAGUUAUCUCCAUAUUUUACGUUUCUUAAUUCAUUUAUUGAAGGCCAAAAGCACUGUGUUUUCUGAAGUGGUUAUGGACGAAGGCAGCACCAGUCAGUCGUCUGAUAAUAGCAGGAUGGACAGCUCUAAAGAAGCUGCUCUUCUGGCCCUGAUGGACAGGACAGGCUACAGCAUGGUUCAGGAAAACGGACAGAGAAAGUUUGGUGGUCCACCUCCAGGUUGGGAGGGCCCUCCUCCUCCAAGAGGUUGUGAGGUGUUUGUUGGUAAAAUCCCAAGAGACAUGUAUGAAGACGAGCUGGUACCUGUUUUUGAGCGGGCCGGUCGCAUCUACGAAUUCCGUCUGAUGAUGGAGUUUAGCGGGGAGAACCGUGGCUACGCCUUCGUCAUGUACACCACCAGAGAGGGAGCCCAACGAGCUAUCCAGCUCCUGGACAACUACGAAAUCCGCCCUGGGAAGUUCAUAGGGGUAUGUGUGAGUCUGGACAACUGUCGCCUUUUUAUCGGCUCCAUCCCGAAAGACAAGAAAAAGGAGGAGAUCCAAGAAGAGAUGAUGAAGGUGACUGAAGGGGUCGUGGAUGUGAUUGUGUAUCCCAGUGCAGUGGACAGGAUGAAGAAUCGUGGCUUUGCCUUUGUUGAGUAUGAAUCCCACAAAGCAGCUGCCAUGGCUCGCAGGAAACUCAUACCAGGAACAUUUCAACUGUGGGGUCACACCAUUCAGGUUGACUGGGCCGAACCAGAAAAGGAAUUAGAUGAGGAAACCAUGCAGCGAGUGCGAGUUCUCUAUGUUCGUAAUCUCAUGCUGAGCACCACAGAGGAGACACUUCGCUCUGAGUUCUCGUGCCUGAAGCCUGGCUCUGUGGAACGUGUUAAGAAGCUGACGGAUUAUGCCUUCAUCCACUUCUAUAACCGUGAAGAUGCCCUAAACGCUCUUGAGUCCAUGAAUGGGAAAAUUAUUGAUGGUUCGCCCAUUGAGGUGACUCUUGCCAAGCCUGUCAGCAAAGAUGGGAGCAAAAGAUCCGGGUCACGGAGUAGCUAUGGUGGAGUGGCACCUGCUGGAAAUUACGGUGAUUCCAACUUCUUGUUCCAUAGCAGAGAUGAUAUGACCAUCGGCUUGGGAACUGGAGCAAUAAGUGAUGGUUUAAACAUGCGCCCCGUUAACCUCCCGCCUCAUUUGGGCAGCCCGUAUGCAGUAGACUUAGAUCGCUGUGUGUAUCCGUUCUUACCCGGAUCCACUUUGGUCCCGGUCAGCCUGAACACCCUGAAGCCCAGCCAGUUGAGCUCAGCUGUAUCAUUGCUUGAUUACUACUGCCACAAGAAUGACUGGUCUCUGCCAGAGUAUCAUCUCUACUCCCUAGCCGGACAAGAGGGAAAAAUGCUGCUCAUCUACAAAGUGGUCAUCAACAGCACCAGGAGCAGCUUCAUGCCUGAUAAAGCCUGCACCAUACUGGAGGACGCCAAGGAGCUUGCUGCUCAGAAUGCGCUCUGGAACCUGGAUUGUUCUAUCAGUUCCCCUGGCUCCCCUGUGAAUGUUUCUCCUCCUGCACCUUCUGGCUCUGGUUUCCUGUCCUUUGGAUGUAGGUCUCUGCCUUACCCAGCAUACCCUAUGGCCUCCAUCUCACCUCCCCUACCCAUCUCCUGCUCUUCUGCCCAAAGACUCUUCAUCCCCAAUCAGUCAUCCUUCCUGUAGUCAAGUCAUUCAGUAUCUGUGAACUUUCUUUACUUACAAUGUGUUUCUUAAAUGUUCAUAUGAAACGUUUUUAUUGUUUCACUGACUUUUUGAUUAGUGCUGUUUCAGUCGAAUGACUAGCAGCAGUGGCAGGAUUUUUUUCUCCAUUCACAUACUUUAACAUUCAAGCCACUGUUGUUGUUUCUUUACCUGAGUAUUUUGUGUAUUCUGUUUGGGUGUUUAUUUCCCUUUUUAAGAAGUAAGUUAUUUACUUGUGUUAAAUACACAAUGUUUGAAUAGAAACAAAAGACAUAAACUGUUACGCUAUUAAAACGGAUACAUAUUCUUAAUUAAUAAUGCAAUAGUGAGUAGGUGAUGUUGCACGUUCAACUUUGUGUUACAUUUCCCUGGCAGAUUAAAUCUCAUAAUUCCAUUUUGAAU
This is a messenger RNA of Onychostoma macrolepis, 2196 nucleotides long. RefSeq names its product RNA binding motif protein 46 (gene rbm46). Gene Ontology annotation, molecular function: mRNA binding. Lineage: Eukaryota; Metazoa; Chordata; Actinopteri; Cypriniformes; Cyprinidae. The transcript is spliced from 6 exons. The record is from RefSeq and is a predicted model, not a curated record. Bases 163 to 1776 code for a protein of 537 amino acids. Gene Ontology annotation, cellular component: nucleus.